Messenger RNA from Haemonchus placei, 492 nucleotides. The record is from the annotation of a GenBank genome assembly. NCBI's taxonomy places the organism in Eukaryota, Metazoa, Nematoda, Chromadorea, Rhabditida, Trichostrongylidae.
ACUUCGGAUGAGGCUGAAGCAGAUCGACUCAUCGAAGAAAGAACGUUCAUGUGGUCAUGGCCGUUCUGCACUGAUGGUAUGGCUCAUGGAGCUUACACUAGAGAGAAGUUCCUCGUUUGUUUGCCGUUCAACAAAGGUGGCACUGGAGAGAAAAACGGCACCACAAAAAAAUUCGAAAGAAUAGCCGAGAGCGACUUCAGUUGGAGUAUGGGACUGUCGCAUGAUGCCGAGCUGGGAUCAACUUGCUUCUGGCGACUUGAGAUCGAGGUCCAUCGGAAGCUGAACGCUAUCGUUCUGAUCGCCUCGAGGGACAUUAGUCGAUACAACGAAAACACGAAACGACUGAAACGGGUGAGAAAAAUGUACAGGCUCCCCGAUUACUACGAUGUUAGCACCACGACGACCACCAUGUACGACUGGGCGGUGGUCGUUGAAGCAUUCAAGAGGGAAAGAGUGAAACCGUUGAUUCGGCGAUGUGUCUCCAAUGCUUAG